Ipomoea nil (Japanese morning glory) is the source of this 1242-nucleotide messenger RNA. Its product is annotated as 60S ribosomal protein L5-like. Gene Ontology annotation, cellular component: ribosome; cytosolic large ribosomal subunit. Gene Ontology annotation, molecular function: structural constituent of ribosome; 5S rRNA binding. The transcript has 9 exons. The record is from RefSeq and is a predicted model, not a curated record. The coding region runs from base 108 to 1022 and encodes 304 amino acids. NCBI's taxonomy places the organism in Eukaryota, Viridiplantae, Streptophyta, Magnoliopsida, Solanales, Convolvulaceae. Gene Ontology annotation, biological process: ribosomal large subunit assembly; translation.
UAGUAGCUAUUUGAGUCCCAUCGCAGCUCUUCUCACUCUCCUUUUUAUCACUCUUCUACUUCCCUCCCGACAACCACUCGGCGGCGGAGGCUAUCGGAGCUGUAACAAUGGCCUUCAUCAAAGUCCAGAAGACAAGAGCUUACUUCAAGCGAUUCCAGGUCAAGUUCAAGAGAAGAAGAGAGGGCAAGACCGACUAUCGUGCUAGGAAUCGGUUGAUCAAUCAGGACAAGAACAAGUACAACACUCCAAAAUACAGAUUUGUUGUCCGAUUUACCAACAAGGAUAUAAUUGCACAAAUUGUAUCUGCUAGUAUUGCUGGUGACAUGAUUCUUGCUUCUGCUUAUGCCCAUGAACUGCCUCGUUAUGGCCUUGAGGUUGGCCACACAAAUUAUGCUGCAGCUUACUGCACUGGACUUCUCUUGGCUCGGCGACUUCUCCAAAAGCUUGAAAUGGCUGAAGAGUAUGAAGGAAAUGUUGAGGCCACUGGAGAGGAUUAUUCUGUUGAACCUGGUGAAGGCAGGAGGCCUUUCCGUGCUCUUUUGGAUGUUGGUCUAUUACGAACUACCACUGGGAAUCGUGUUUUUGGUGCUCUUAAGGGUGCACUAGAUGGUGGACUUGACAUUCCUCACAGUGAAAAAAGGUUUGCGGGAUUCAGCAAGGAUUCCAAACAACUUGAUGCUGAGGUUCACCGCAAGUACAUCUAUGGAGGCCAUGUUGCUGCAUACAUGAGGAAUCUGAUUGAAGAUGAGCCUGAAAAGUACCAGUCUGUAUUUAGUGCAUACAUUAAAAAGGGUAUUGAUGCCGAUAACCUUGAGCAGUUGUACAAAAAGGUUCAUGCGGCAAUCCGCGCUGAUCCCAGCGCAAAGAAAUCUGAGAAGCAGCCUCCUAAGGAACACAAGAGGUACAACCUUAAGAAGCUAACUUAUGAAGAGAGGAAAGCUAGUUUGAUCUCGAGACUGAAUGCCCUAAAUGCUGCUGCUGGAAGAGACGACGACGAUGAUGAUGAGGAUGAUGAUGAGUGAAUGACACAUUCCGAAAACCUGAAACCAUAGUUUGCAUCUUAAUUUCUGAGUAUUUUCACCUGCAUCCAUUACAGUUGUAGUCUUUUAUGGAGAUUUAUUAGUUUACGAGGGUGAGUUUUUACCAACUUGAUGUUUCAUCUUGACGUUGCUAGUACAAGGAUUUUUAAUGAUCUUGAUUUAUUUUGAAUUAAAUAGAACCCUUCGAUUUUAUUCUCAUGAA